GGGCUUUCCACCAAGACCCCAAUAACAUGUACCGGAAAGUUUAAGAGCAUGAAGUAAACAUUGGACCGAAGACUCGGAUAAAAGUGACUUCCAGCUCCCCCAGCAGCUACCAUGAGCAGCCUGUCCCCUGAGGUGGCCCUGCACCGCAUCGCGGCAGAGCUGCGGCCGCUGCUGGUCAGUCUGGUGAGGAACGGCCGCGUGGGGCUGGACUCCACCAACUGCCUGCGCAUCACAGACCUCAAGACUGGGUGUACAUCUAUGACUGCAGGUCCUUGCUGUGACCGAUUUAAACUUCACAUUCCCUAUGCCGGAGAAACCCUUAAAUGGGAUAUCAUGUUCAAUGCACGGUAUCCAGAACUGCCUCCUGAUUUUAUUUUUGGAGAAGAUUCAGAGUUUCUCCCAAACAUCUCAGAGUUGCCUCACAUGGACCGCUGGGAUGCUGGGAACCCCGAGUGCUUACUCCUGCUGGUGAAGGAGCUGCUGCACCAGUACCACCGCUACCAGUGUCAGCGUCUGAGUGAGAGCUCCAGGCUGCUGUUUGAGUACGACAGCCUGCUGGAGGAACCAAACUACGGCAGCAACCUGGAGGUUUACGCUGGACAGAACAGCUGGACAGGGGAGUUCUCAGCACGCUUCCUUCUCAAACUUCCUGUGGAUUUCAGCAACAUCCCAGUCUAUCUCCUUAAGGACACAGCGCUGGACCCGGGCGAGGACGUGGCCCUUCUGUCGGUGAGCUUUGAGGAUGCUGAAGCUACGCAGGUCUUCCCUAAACUCUACCUCUCUCCAGGCAUCGAGCACGCUCUCGGAGGCUCUUCAGCUCUUCAUAUCCCUGCAUUUCCUAGUGGAGGAUGUCUAAUUGAUUAUGUCCCUCAAGUGUGCCAUUUACUCACAAACAAGGUACAGUAUGUUAUCCAAGGCUAUCACAAGAGGAGGGAGUACAUCGCUGCUUUUCUCAGCCACUUUGGAAUGGGAGUGGUGGAGUAUGAUGCUAAGGGAUUCACAAAACUCACCCUUCUACUUAUGUGGAAAGACUUUUGCUUUCUAGUGCACGUGGAUCUCCCGCUGUACUUCCCGAGGGACCAGCCCACCCUCACCUUCCAGUCCGUGUACCACUUCACCAGCAGCGGCCAGCUCUACUCUCAGGUGCAGACGUCGUAUCCGUACAGCCCUCGCUGGGAUGGCAACGAGAUGGCCAAGAGAGCCAAGGCGUACUUCAGGAGCUUCAUCCCUCAGUUCCAAGAGGGAGCGUUUGCCAACGGGAAGCUGUAGUUAUCUCCUGCUUCAUGACACGCCUGGAGACUCGCAUGCAAGUUGAUGCUUGAACGUUUGUGCUUGGCUUUGUGUAGCUGAUCAGAGGUUGCACAGACGUGACGGUGUGUUCACUGCAGUUGUUAAAAUGCUGUCGUGCUCCUUAAACUCCCUGUUGUAUUGUGUUGCUGACAUGACUGCACUAUGGUUACUGACAACAUUUGUUUUACCAUGAUUGCUUUCCAAUAAAACAUGUUAUUCUUGACCCUGUCAUUGAUUCAUCUGCAAUGUAAAUGGGUUUUCACACACCAGAUACAUUGUUAAGAAUAUCCUGUAGUUGCAAUUGUAUAGUAAUAGUACAGGUAAUAGUACACAUUUUCAAAAACCACAAAGUUGUGCCAUUAAAAAAAAAAAGAAGAAUCCAUCAAAUGUUUUUUAAAGUUUGUCUUUUCCUACAAAAUGCUCACUUUCUGUCAAGGUGAAGUACUAAACAACGCUGUUGCCAUAAAUAUAUACUAUGAGUAACUUGCUAUUCACUCAUUUUGCUCUUUACUAACUAUUUUUAGAAUCUCCCCAAAUAUGUUGAAGUAAACUGUCAAACAUACACCUUAGUAUCUGACGCAUUUACAACCCUUGCUGAUUCUGUUUGCCCUAAUCAUCAGUGCAUCCCUCUAUUCUGGAGCCGGCGUAGACAGGAGAAGUGUGUGUGCGUGCACAUGCCCUGCAUGUGUGUGUGUGCUCGCUUGUUUUCAUCAUUAAAUAUGAGGGUCAUAGUUAGGGGUCCUUCCAAGCCCAAGGCGCAGCCUUUUGCUAUAUUUAUUGUUGGUAAAGCAGCAACUGUCAAGUCUAAUUGAGAAUUAUGGGGUGAAUGUAUCUGGGGCAUUUAAUAACAUCAGGGAUCUUAAUAAAAUAAUUUAAAAAAA
Molecule: messenger RNA, 2171 nt
Organism: Cololabis saira (Pacific saury)
Lineage: Eukaryota; Metazoa; Chordata; Actinopteri; Beloniformes; Belonidae
Gene: babam2
Product: BRISC and BRCA1 A complex member 2
Exons: 12
Coding region: 112-1269 (385 amino acids)
Biological process (GO): double-strand break repair
Cellular component (GO): BRCA1-A complex; BRISC complex
Source: RefSeq, a predicted model, not a curated record